Pleurotus ostreatus (oyster mushroom) is the source of this 1506-nucleotide messenger RNA. RefSeq lists its product as uncharacterized. NCBI's taxonomy places the organism in Eukaryota, Fungi, Basidiomycota, Agaricomycetes, Agaricales, Pleurotaceae. Gene Ontology annotation, molecular function: protein binding. Bases 1 to 1506 code for a protein of 501 amino acids. The transcript has a single exon. The record is from RefSeq and is a predicted model, not a curated record.
AUGCUCGUCCAUCUAAGCAAGCGAAUCCAAGACCUUGAGCACGACCACAUUCAACUAGAGAAAUGGGUAGUCAAGCGGCUCUCUCCUGAAGAAUUUACGGAAAAGUACUUGCCCAGAGCGUACGAGGAGGCCAUUCGUUUCUUGAUGAGCGAGCGAUACUACGCGGAGGCGGUUUUCUUGUACAGACGGAUGCUCGACGAGGGCCUUCUUCCUUCUUCGGCCACCAACUCUACUGUCAUGGCGCUUUCCGUGGCAGCGGCCGGCGCUUCUGGAUCGGAUUUGCUCAAGGCACUAGAAGUCACGCUGACCGACCCUCAAUACACGGAAUCAAGCUUACUGCAGCUUUUAGACUUCCUCGCUAAAUUAUCGUUGCCGAGCACCCUUCGUGUGCAGGUUGCACGUCGAUUCGUUGACUCUCGCCGCGCGGGUUACACACCCUCUAUGGCACUUGUCACGAGAUUGGUGAUGCUACAAGCGAAAGACGGGCUGCUUCGCGAGUCAUUAGAUUGGAUUGCUCGCGGCAACGAUGACGAACGUCCGGUAGCCACAACCCGGGAAAGCGGCCGCCUCUACAAGCAACUUCUCUCACAUCUGAAGACGACGAAUCCCGAUGAUAGUGGAGCUGUAGAUAUGAUUCUUUCCCACAUGAAGUCCAACAAGGUGCCCGUUAGCACCAGCGUUUUCAACAUGCUUAUUGCCAUGCAAGCACGGCGCGGCGCUGCAUCCCAAGCCUUCUCCCUCUACAAUGUUCUCGUAGAGAUUUCGAAAUCCCAGCCCUUAUACCCUGAUUCCUUCACCUUCGGAACACUGUUUUCACUUACCCAAUCCCUCCGUUCGCCAGGAAACCGCAAUGCACGUCGCCGUAGAUUCAAAGAGGCCGCAAAUGUGCUCCCACCACGCACUUUAUACCAACACUUACUGCACUAUGGGAAGAGAGACAUCAGAACCCAUGUCGUGACACUAUCGAUUCUCAAUGUGGCGCUCCGAACUUUCCUGACUAUGCGCGACUACGCGGCUGCUUUCGUCGUUGUCCGGACCUUCCCAACUCUCCAAUUGCACCCCAAUCGUGAUACAUAUUAUAUCGUCAUGAAGCUUCUAAUGGACCGCAUUCGUUACGACCUUUGGCAAGCCAGGAAUCUCAAUGAGGCCCGCUGGGGCGACCACAUGCUAGGAAUAAACCCAGCAGAUGCACCAGCCAUCACGGUGGACGACAGCCUGGCCGAAACAGUACUGGCAUUCGGAAAGCAACCAAUUGGACGCCCAAUCCGUAUGCCGACUCUCGCUCAAAUCGACAACGAGGAAGAAAUACCAGCAGCAGACGCUUUUGACGCGUUACCCCUUGAAAGGAUACUCAAGAGGGCGAUCCUUGCAGACGUGAUGCUACAUGGUCAUACUGUGGCGCUAUCAAGCUCGGUCUCUAGUGCUAUCGCUCGGGCGAAGGAGGAGAUGGUCACGCCUCCCGAUAUCGUUCUCAGGAAGACAGACUUUAGGCGGAAGAGAAGAUGA